Gastrolobium bilobum is the source of this 528-nucleotide messenger RNA. RefSeq names its product major pollen allergen Ole e 10-like. Lineage: Eukaryota; Viridiplantae; Streptophyta; Magnoliopsida; Fabales; Fabaceae. The record is from RefSeq and is a predicted model, not a curated record. The transcript is spliced from 4 exons. The coding region runs from base 1 to 528 and encodes 175 amino acids.
AUGAGAAAGAAAGUAUGGUUUUUUAUGUGCCUGGCUUUUAUGGAAUGCUAUCUGGCCAUGGCAAGGGGAAUAGUGGUGCAAGAGAAGUCCGAUAGUGCAAUGCCAGUCACAAUAUUGUCACCGCCGGAAGGCAACACUACAUUCAUUGAUGGUAUAACAUGGUGUGUGGCCCUUGCUGGUGUUUCACAAGCUGACUUGCAGAAUGCUCUAGAUUGGGUUUGUAGACCUGAAAAUGUGGAUUGCAAACCCAUCAAAAUAGGUGGAUCAUGUUUUGAACCAGACACACUACUAUCUCAUGCAUCCUAUGCUUUCAACAACUACUAUCAAACAAAUGGGAAUUCUGAUGUUGCCUGUAAUUUUGGAGGAACUGCUACUACUACCAAAAAGAACCCCAGUUAUGGAAAAUGUGUCUAUUCAUCAUCUGGGUCUGCAGAUUCUUUUGCUCCACCUUUAUUUGGAAAGCAUAACCAAAGCUUCCUAUGGCCGAAACUUGCUACCUUGCUACUGAUUUCAUACUUUUGGAUGUGA